Molecule: messenger RNA, 600 nt
Organism: Cooperia oncophora
Lineage: Eukaryota; Metazoa; Nematoda; Chromadorea; Rhabditida; Trichostrongylidae
Source: the annotation of a GenBank genome assembly
AUGGCACGUUCAUUGGAACGUACUGAUACUUCACUCACGCAAUAUGUAAUGACAAGAUGGUAUCGUAGUCCAGAAGUAAUUUAUUGGAAUAUUGAUGGCUACAAUGAACAAGUCGAUGUUUGGUCGGUGGGCUGCAUAACGGCUGAGUUAAUGCUAGGAAAACCGUUAUUCCCCGGAGAAGAUACAAAUGCACAAUAUGAAAUGAUAACUGAAUUAUGCGGCAGUCCAGAUGAAGAUCUCAUGAAGAAGAUAGAGUCGAAUAGCCCGGCUACACGACGUGUCGUCGAGUCGUAUCGCCAUCAUGAGCGUCAAGAUUUCGCUAAGCGAUUUAUUGGCUGCCCUCGUCUGUUCGUGGACUUCCUAGACAAAAUUCUUGUGCUAGAUCCUGAGAAGAGGCUCACCGUUGAACAAGCUUUGGCACAUCCGUAUUUUGCUGAUUAUGUGGAUGCCACGGAUGAACCCAUCGCAACAUCGUCAUUCGAUUUGAAUGAUAAUCCAAGUAGAACGCGGGACGAGUGGAAGGGCCUUAUUUGGCAGGAAAUUCAAAACUUCGUUGGCGACGAGUGUUCUCCAGAACUUCCUUCUUAUACAGAGUAUUAA